Messenger RNA from Cygnus olor (mute swan), 3699 nucleotides. It is a transcript of the gene FAM47E, whose product is annotated as family with sequence similarity 47 member E. Lineage: Eukaryota; Metazoa; Chordata; Aves; Anseriformes; Anatidae. The transcript has 6 exons. The coding region runs from base 228 to 1052 and encodes 274 amino acids. The record is from RefSeq and is a predicted model, not a curated record.
UCUUAACUUGAAGCUUCUGCACUGUGAACAGCCUUAACUGCUAGAAAACUUCCAGAGACUUGUAUGUUGCACAGUCCUUCACACAGCCCCCAAGAGCAAUUCAUCCAAUGAGUUUUUUUUUGAACAGAUACUCUCCCUUUGCUUGGCUUGCAGCUCUUCAAAGAGGUUGCUGGUGUCCUAGGUCCUGAAAUCCUUUUUAAGAGUAAGGCUGGAUACAAUGACUAUCAAUGGGAGACCCAAACUCCUCAGGAGGUGCAGGAUCACAUGGAGGACAAGCAAAUGAAAGUAACGGGUUGCAAGAAGCUAGUACAUACUGCAGCAGUAAGGAGUCUCUGGGCAAAAAAGCAUGUACCUCGCUUUCGAAGAAGAAGGUAACAGAAGAAGGAAAAAAGGCCACACAGAGUCACUUAGCUCCACUUGAUGAACACACAAAGCGAGUAACCAAGCAUUUUUGUGACUGGCUUAUGUCUUUGGAGGGUGGGAACUGCGGUAUUGAAGAAGAUGCACUUAAGAGUUUGCUCCACCCCAGCAGUGAAAGUAAGGAGGCCGGCCUCCUUACACCUUUCUGUGCAGCGAAACUCAAUGAUGGGCAAGCAGACCAGUCGGGAAAACAGGAGAUUUCACCUCUCAAGUUUGCUGUCAGGAGUUCUCAUCAUCUAGGUUGCCUGCCCUGCCAAGUUAAGGUCCCUUACCAACUGAAAAGGGAGAAGAUCCGAUACGGAGCGUGGUAUCUUGACCCCAAAACAUGGAGAAAAGAGAUAGUGAAUAAACCAUUAGAAGCUCUGGAGAAAGCAAUAAAUAGCCUCAGGAAUGCAAAGCAUCAUUUGAGUAAAAAGGAGAUGGAAGUUGCACAGCUCCACAGCACACAGACCUUUAAGGAGUUCCUGGAGAGAAAGGGCUACCAAAAGCCUCAGUUCCUUCUGAAAAUGCUGGCUGGGGGAAAUGAUACUGGAGCUCGGGAGGAGACAUCCAAAUCUUCCAAGAAAUGGUGUCCAGAGAGAAACGACAAAAUCAAAGAAAGUUCUUCCACUACUGUUAAUACGGAUUUCUAAAUUCUCUUAAAAUGAACAAGCUAGUAGCUGAGCUGUUCCUAAAAAUGUUCUUAUAUUAGAGUAAACUUAAAGAUAGCUUUGAGUUUCUUCUGAAGUGGCCAGAUUGAAGAUCUUAUUUGUACUACCAAAUUGUAAGCAUAAACUACAUAGCGAGCUUGGUAGUGCUUCAGCCUGCCUAAAAGGCACUUGAGAUGUCUUGUGUGCUUUAACAUACUGGCUUAAUUAAAGAUCCUGGGCUACAAUCGAAUUUUUGGUUUUUAAUUAUCCACAUUGUGCCUACUGCUUUACAGAAUAUAAGUAAAUAAUUUCUGUGAAAUCUUUAAAUUAUAUCUGGCAGCAAUCUUUUUAACCACUGAAAAAAAACCACAAACCUUCCAUCUGAAAGAACAGUACUGCUUUGUACACUGCAGAAUGAUUCCUGCAUGGAUGAACCUUGCACUAACAAAAGCAGUGUUAAUAUAGGAAGGCUGCUAAAAAUCAUAGCCUGUCAUCUGUUUGUAUACCACAAAUACCUAAUAAAGACAACUCAAACCCAUUCUUGCAUAGAACCAUUAAUUCCUGGUUCAUCCUGUAUACCCUAGGGGAGGAGAGAAAACACUUUUUUCAGCAGGGAUGACCAGACCUCACUUACUCUUAUUUUACUGUCCUCAUCUUUCAGGUAAGAAUAUAGAGCCUGACUGUUUAUUGCUUUGAGCUAUCACUUAAAAUUUGUCUAACACAAUUGAGUAACAAAGGGUGAGCAAGGCUGUCAGUUUUGGACUCUCCCUCUCAGAAAAUAUGUGGAGAAUUAAUCCUGCUUUAUUAGAAAGCUCAGUAGCAUGUGGACUCUGCUGAAACCUUUUUUCUUAUUUCCCAGUGACUGCUCUAAGAUCAUCAAAGCAAGUAUUUGUUCACAGCUGCUUGGACCAUGUUCUGUGCUCUGAUUUCCUUUUCCUUGAAUGCCUUUUGUGAGUCUCUUCUGCUGCCAUUGCUGGACUCCCAAGAUGUGCUGCAGCGUGAUUUCCAGUGGUCCGUCCUGUUGUAAGUAAAUAGCUAUCUCCUACAGCCUCUACAAGGUCAGUACUGGGCUGAGCAGGAGUUCCAGGUGCAUGGGUUUGAAGGACCAGUGGCUAAUACCCAUUGACUAAUAUGCAAAGUAUUCGAGGGAGGUUAACUAGUUACCUCAAAUACUUCUGUCCAUUAGGUAUUUGUAGGAUACUACAUGCUGGAGGAUUUUUCUGACAUGUUUGAUGUAGUUGUGUCCUGGUGUGACAACACCUGCUUCUGUGUUGACAAAGUGCUUCACCAGCUCUGGGUCACGUAGAUCUAAAGUCUGUUAACGCAAGCCAUCUUCUGAAUAUAUCUGCUAUGGUUCUGUGUCCAUGUGUUACACAUGAUUUUCCUUAGAGGCAAAUGUUGUGUGUGUUCAUUUUCCUCAUGGCAGUCUUUUGGACUUUGUUACAACAGUAUUUGAGCAUUUUGAUGCCUUAAAUCUGUAUUUACCAGCAGCCCUAUGAGAAUGAAUUGUAUGUUCAGCUCUGUUUCAGCGAUGAAAAGCUAGUCCUACAAAGGAGAUGAUGUUGGUGCCUGUUCAUUGUGCUAGGGAACUCCGUGUCUAAAGGAUCUUCCAACACUAGAUGUACAGGCUGAGUCACUUGCUGGGUGGGUACCUGUGAGAGGGGUUUCAUACCACAGGCUUUCCAUUGCAUACGUGGCAGUUUCACAGUUCUGCUGAGGCUUAGGGGCUCAGAGCACUAGCAACUGAGGCUUCAGCUGGUGUCUGCUAAUCUGCCAACUAUGGUAAAAGCUAGAUAGGAGGCCCUCUUCACUCACCGAGGUGCGACUCUUGCUAUAUCUGAGCCCAAGGUGUACACCACACAGCCACUUGAAGGCAGCUUGCAGCAAGGCCAAGAGCUGAACUUGGUCUCCCAAACUCUGGACUGUUACCUGCUCUAGCAGCCUUCUCCCCCUGCUCAGGCUGAACUUGGCCCACAACCCACACCUGAAUGAUUUCCAAGUCAUUUACCUACACCUUACUCAGAAUUGGAAAUUUCACGUUUAGGCAGAUAACUCCUGUGGCAGAGCUCCAAGCGCUGUCAAGAGUACCCCCAAAAGGUGCAUUUUUCAAUAGUGUGGUAAAAUUCCUAUCUGCAGUUUAAAAUAUAGAGAGGGAUUUAGGUGUUAAUUGGAUUUUUUUAAUUCCAAUCCUGUGCAGAAUCACAGCACCUUGAAACAGCUCAAUUAUGCAGAACUGAUGGUAAAAUAAAUCAGUUCAGCCUCUGUCUAUCAUAGGUUCCACAAGUGCAUCAUAAUGUUUCUAUCUCAGUAUUUCAGGAGGGUUCUCCUGUAAGUAAAACAGUUGCUUAGUGAGAGCUUCCUGUGAAGUAGGCAAGAAUAUCAUUAUAGACUUGGCUUCUUAUGAACACCACUGGAACAUAACAGUGCUGCAGAAAAAAUUUAUUUAAUGCCUCAUUGAUAAAAUUAAAACUAUGGUAAUAAGGAUUUUGCUGUUUUUUCAUUAUUGCAAUAAUGUGUGACGCCAGAUGUGACCUUUUCAGAACAGCCUAAGCCUUUACAAUCAACUUCUGACAACACUGAGAAACAUGCCAGCCAUCCCAAAUACAAAGCUAGACACCUUAUGCACUCGCGUACAUGAUGUAUAUAUGGA